UCCCCACAGUGAAUGUUGAUGUUUACAGUCCAAGCAGAGGGAAGGUGGAGAGGAUUGUGGGUGGUGUUUACCGACACUGACACACCGUCUCCUCCAGCUUAUAUAAAGCCCGGGAGGGACGUCCCCUCACUGGGAGUCACUGUGCGCUGAUGCUCCGCCACACGCACGCAUCACUGUUGGCAGCGCGAGCCCCGCAUCAGCACGGCCAAAAGCACCACUGGCUGACCGGCACGAUGGAUGGCCCACAGAAAGACCACAGAAUGACUCACUUGUGGAUAUUGACGUUACUGAUAAUUGUCUGAACCUGUCGCACUGGAUAACUUUUUUGGACUUGUCCCCCCUUCUGGAUACGGAUUUUGGAGCUGGAUCUCGACCUACAGUCUUUGGAAACAGGAUUAUAUUUAUUUUUUUAUCUUUCUUUUUUUAUUUGCUUUGGUUUUGGAACAGAAGUGGGAAGGCGGACUGAUUUUUUAGGAUACGCACAGAAAACUCUAAAGGAUGGCCGUUUGGUUCACCUCUAUCAUCGCAAUAGUUAUGAUAUUAUUCACUCAGGUUUUGGGAUCAAGCGUGUUCGAGAUAGAUCUCCAUCAUUUUCAGAAUUCCAACGGUUUGCUGGCAAACGGGCGCAGCUGCAGCGCGAGCGGCUGCAGGACUUUUUUCACGGUUUGUCUGAAGAACUACCAGACGGAGGUGUCUCCUGGGAAGUGCUUGUUCGGCUGGGAGAAGACACCUGUGCUGGGCACCGACUCGUUCAGCAUCCAGCAGGACGGGAGGCUGCGCCUGCCGCUCAGCUUCACCUGGCCGGGUGCUUUCUCGUUAGUGAUUGAAGCCUGGUUUUCUCCUGCAGCGGAGCAGCCUGAAGAUCCCAGCGACCCUGAGCUGCUUAUUGGCUCCUUUGCCAUCCAAAGGCAGCUGGGAAUAGGGCCCGAGUGGUCCCAGGAUGCGCAGGUCGGGACGCAGACGGAGCUCAGGUACUCAUACCGGAUCAUCUGCAAAGAAAAUUACUACGGGGACACUUGUUCCAAAAUAUGCACACCGAGAGAUGACCGUUUUGGCCACUACACCUGCAAACCUGGCGGAGACAUAGACUGUCUGUCUGGAUGGAAGGGAGAAUACUGCCAAGAACCAAUCUGCCUUGAAGGCUGCAAUGCAAGUAAUGGAACCUGUACAGUCCCAGGAGAAUGCAAAUGCAGAGACGGCUGGCAGGGACUCUUUUGUGAUGUGUGUAAACUUCAUCCAUCCUGUAAACAUGGUACCUGUAAAGAGCCGUAUCAGUGCACCUGCAAAGAAGGCUGGGGAGGCAUCUUUUGUGACCAAGAUCUGAACUACUGCACUAAUCACAAACCCUGCGCUAAUGGGGCCACAUGUCUGAACACAGGCGAAGGCAGCUACACCUGCACCUGCCUKCCAGGCUUCACGGGGGUGAACUGUGACUCGGAGGUCAAGGAGUGUGACAGCGAGCCCUGCCUCAAUGGAGGCCGCUGCCUGGACUCAGAGAGUGGCUAUACGUGUGCAUGCCUAAAGGGGUUUGAAGGCCUACACUGUGAACACAAGAUACUGACCUGUGCAGACAGACCAUGCUUCCAUGGAGGCAAGUGCAAAGAGAGGGAUAACGGCUAUAGUUACACAUGCGAGUGUCCAGCUGGAUACACUGGACUCAACUGUGAGAAGAAGAUGGACAAAUGUACCUCACUGCAGUGCUCCAACGGCGGACACUGUGUGGUCCACGGUAACCUCGUGAUGUGCAGCUGCCGCUCAGGCUUCGCAGGCCUGCGCUGUGAGAUCAACGUGGACGAGUGCGCCAGGAACCCAUGUGCAAACGGCUCCACCUGCAUAGACCGGAUCAAUGACUACACCUGCACCUGCCCGCCGGGCUACACGGGCCGCCACUGCGACAGACCCAGAAACCACUGCGCCUCUCAGCCCUGCCUGAACGGCGGGACCUGCACCAUCGGACCCGCAGGGAAACCCACCUGCAGCUGCCCCGCCCCCUACGGUGGCCCCCAGUGCCGGGACAGAGAUGGGCAGUCAGCCAACACCCCCAGCCCCAACAGGGGCUUGGAGUCCAGCGAAAAGCUGAACUUUGUGGCCAUCAGUUUGGGGAUCGGCUUGGUGGUUGUUCUGGUGUUUCUCUGCAUGGCGGCAGUGCUCGUACGCAACCGAAGAAAACAAAAGAACAAGGAGCAGGACUCUAAGACAAUGAACAAUCUCUCCAAGGCGAACUUUCAGAAGGAGAACCUUAUUUCAACUGUUGAGCUGAAGAACACAAAUAAGCAGGUUGAACUGGAGGUGGACUGUCCUACAGAAAAGUCAAAUCAUAAAUUUAUAAAUCACUUUCUCCUGGACUAUAAAUCCUCCAUGAGGUACAAGGACGAACUGUCCCCUUUGGACAAAGAUGAAAACUGUGAAAAGAAAAUAGAAGACAAUAAGCAUUUGAGUAGAAUGUACAGUGAAAGGCCCGAGUGUAGAAUAUCAACAAUAUGCUCCUCUAGAGACUCGGUCUACCAGUCUGUUUUAGUUGUUGCUGAGGAGAAAAAUGAAUGCAUCAUCGCAACCGAGGUAUAAUAAUCAAAACAUAUUACUCAUUGUCCGGUUUGGAUCCCUUGUGGACUGUUUACAAGUGCGAAGAGACUGGGAUUUAUUUAAAUACAAGAUGCUGCUCUUGAAAACUUGAUAACUGGACGUGCUCUUUGACUACAGAAGAAGUAAAGCUAAUAAUUAUUGUGAGAAUGUACAGACUGAAACAAAAGACUUUUGGACAAAAAAAGAGUGAAUCUGGAUUUCCCUUCAACGUUUUUUGUUUCAAACCUUCACCUGCUUUGUGCAAGUUUCUUCAAGGGAACCCGGAAAUGAAAGCUUGGUGUUCUAAGACAGAACUGUCGCUCCCUGAUAUCACAAGUCAAAUUAGCAGUAGAACGAGCCAGGAUUUUCCAUUUAUUCUGUACUAUGCAAGCAAAAACGACACAAAAACUACUGAAAACGGUUCAUUUGUGUAGGAUAUUUAGAGGGGUUUUUUUUAGUUUAAGAACACAUCCGUUUUWUAAAGAAUGUAUUUAGAAUAGAACACAAAGCCUUAAAUGUGUGUAGAAGCUAAAAUAAUGUGCCCUGCCUUAUCUUGAUCCCUUUGCCCCUUUGCACAGCAACUUGGAGGUAAAAAAAAAAAAAGAUCGAACGAUGCAAUACGCAGGGAAACUCCUGAUUGGGCCUCAACUGUUUUAUGCAAAAUUACUCUGMUGAAGACAAAGACACACAUGUAGUGACUAUCAUACCAAGGACGCCUUCAGUGAAAAUGACUGAACCAAUAAUGUUAUUUUGUAAAUUAGUAAUUUAAUUAUAUGAAACACUGUUCUUCUCUUUGUUUUAUAAAGUGUUUUUGUAWAUAUGUAUAUUUUUACACUGAGAUUAGAAGUAUGACUUGUACAUUGUUUUAAGUUGAUGCUACCAAAAAAGGUUGAAUUUAUUUUUUAAAUGUUUUGGUGUCUUGUUUUGUUAUGUUUUUAAUAUUGUUUUUUUCUAUUUUGCUAUAAAAGGACACACACAACACA
Messenger RNA from Austrofundulus limnaeus, 3545 nucleotides. Its product is annotated as delta-like protein 4. The coding region runs from base 499 to 2565 and encodes 688 amino acids. Gene Ontology annotation, molecular function: calcium ion binding. Lineage: Eukaryota; Metazoa; Chordata; Actinopteri; Cyprinodontiformes; Rivulidae. The record is from RefSeq and is a predicted model, not a curated record. Gene Ontology annotation, biological process: cell communication; multicellular organism development; Notch signaling pathway. The transcript is spliced from 11 exons. Gene Ontology annotation, cellular component: membrane.